Vespula pensylvanica (western yellowjacket) is the source of this 1659-nucleotide messenger RNA. Its product is annotated as sensory neuron membrane protein 2-like. Gene Ontology annotation, molecular function: scavenger receptor activity. The record is from RefSeq and is a predicted model, not a curated record. Bases 12 to 1541 code for a protein of 509 amino acids. NCBI's taxonomy places the organism in Eukaryota, Metazoa, Arthropoda, Insecta, Hymenoptera, Vespidae. The transcript has 8 exons. Gene Ontology annotation, cellular component: cytoplasm; membrane.
AUUCAAAAAACAUGCGUAAAUCGGUGAAAGGAUGUUUCACCGUGAUUACGUUUUUGUGUGCCGCCAUUUUGAUAACUGCUGGAGUAGUAAUGAUGAAUAAUCAAACGUUGUCGAAUUAUUUACUCAAAAGAAUACGUUCGGAAAAAAAAUUAAUAGACAAUACAAAGGGUUACAGUAUUUGGUCGGCGCCUUUGGAUCUUAAAAUAAAUAUAUACUUGUUCCAUGUUGAUAAUCCGAAUGAUGUAUUAACUGGAGAAUUACCGAAGCUUAUAGAACGUGGUCCUUACGUUUACGAUAUAAUCCUUGAAAAAGAUAUAUUGAGCGUAAACGAUAUACGAGACGAAAUAACUUACAAUACCAAAAAAACAUAUUACUUUAACGAAGAGGAAAGUGGUGAAUUUUUGGAGGACGAUGAAAUUGUUCUUUUAAAUAUGGCCUAUCUCGGUACGAUAAACACGCUAGCAGGUUUUUCGUUAAACAUGCUUCAACAAUAUGGCGAUUAUAUAGGGAUGUUAUUCCCCGAAGAAAAUCAGUUAUUUGUCACAGCAAAAGUUAAAGAUAUAUUGUUCAGCGGUGUAUCUUUCGUAUGCGAUAUUAAUAAACAUAAAAAAAUGAAAUUAAUCUGUAUGACGUUAAAAGGAAGAAAACCACCGAUUUUAUGGAACACUGAAAUCGAGAACAAAUACAUGUACAGCCUUUUUGGAACGAUGAAUGGAACUUGGGUUGGUCCAAUCACCAUUAACAGAGGUAUGCAAGAUGAAACAAAAUUAGGCAGCAUAACUUCCGUAUACAACAAACGAAAAAAUAAAUAUUGGACAACCGAAGAAUGCAAUACUAUUAAAGGAACCGAUGGUGUGAUCUUUCCUUUUUACAACGAGCCACCAUCACGUAUCUACAUUUACAGUGUCGAAACCUGUCGAGCUUCGUUUAUAGAGUUCAAGGGAGUUGAAAAGAUUAAUCAAUUGGAAGCAUGGCGAUACGUUUACACAAGCGAAAAUUGGAGUUAUAAUGAAAGCGAUUGUUAUUGUCCGAUUGCCAAGCACGAAAAAGCAUGUCUUCCUAUGGGUCUCAUGGACGUUAACAAAUGCAUGAAAGUGCCUACGUUAUUAUCCGAGCCUCAUUUUCUUCACGCCGAUCCGAAAAUUUUAAACUACGUGCCGGAUUUGAAUCCCCAAGAGGAAAUUCAUUCGAGUUCUAUAUUGAUCGACACGCUUACUGGUAAACCUGUUUAUGGUUAUAAAAAAAUGCAAAUUAAUAUGAAGAUAUCACCGCAACCGAUCGAAUUGCUCGCCAACGUCACCGAGGGUUACUUUCCGAUUAUUUGGAUAAGCGAGGGUACAACCGAGGAUAAGAAGAAUUUCGAUUUAAUGUUCAUGAUUUAUAGAAUUAGAAGUGUUAUAUUGAUUUUGCAAUGGCUCCCAUUAGUUAUUGGCAUAUGUCUACUUCUUUUGAUUUUAUUAUGCUAUAAAUUACCGAUACCAAGAAGGAAAAUACGAUCGAUCGAUCCGAUGAAAAAAAUUAAUCCGACUUUGGUACUCUAGGAUACACACGAACAAUAUUUAACUUCUAGAACACACGUACGUUCUAAAUAAAUAUUCGAAUAACAUUCGAGGAUAUAUAUAGAGAAAAAGAAAGAAAUUAAUCGACAGACUUUGGAAU